Molecule: messenger RNA, 1848 nt
Organism: Dictyostelium discoideum AX4
Lineage: Eukaryota; Evosea; Eumycetozoa; Dictyosteliales; Dictyosteliaceae
Gene: srpR
Product: signal recognition particle receptor alpha subunit
Exons: 3
Coding region: 1-1848 (615 amino acids)
Source: RefSeq, a predicted model, not a curated record
AUGUUAGAUAGUUUCACAAUUUUAACAAAAGGUGGAAUUGUACUUUGGUCAAAAGAAUUUGCAAAGAUUAAAGGUUCUCCAAUUAAUUCAUUAAUUAAAAAAGUUUUAUUAGAGGAAAGAAGCGCAGAAACCUCUUUUCAAAUUGAUAGCUAUUCAUUAAAAUGGACAUUUUCAAACGAAUUUGAUUUAAUAUUUGUUGUUGUUUAUCAAAAAAUAUUUACAUUAUUAUAUAUUGAAGAAUUAUUAACAACAGUAAAGAAAAGAUUUAUUAAAAUGUAUAAAGAUUUAUUAUUAAAAUUAAAGGAAUCAUCAGAUUUUAUAAUAGUUGAUAAAUUUCAAGAAUUUAAUUUUGAAGUGAUUUUAGAAGAUGUUGAAAAUAGAUCAAAACUACAACAAACUUCAAAUUCAGCACCAAAGAAAUAUGAAGAUACAGAUAAAGGUAAACUAGUAAAAGAUCAAAAGAAUGAAAGGGCAAUUAAAGAAGGUAGAGUUGAAAAAGUUAAAAGAAAAGAACAAGAAAAGAAAGAAAAAGCAGAAAGAAGAAAACAAAAUAAAGCAAAUAAUAUAAACGAUAUUAGUAGUGAUGAUGAUAGUGAUGAUAGUGAUAGUAGUAGUGGUAGUGAUUCAGAAGAAAAUAGUAAUGGUGCAACUAAAAAUCAACAAACAGAUGUAGCAAGAAUUGAAAAUAGUGGCUAUAAAAAGAAAGUUAAAGAUACACCAGAUAAACAAGCAUCAUCAUCAACAGGAAAGAAAGCAAGAACUUGGGAAGAUGGAAAGUUGUCAAAAAAAGAAUUGGAGGCAUUAAAUAGAUCAGACAAUAGUAAUGGUACAGAGAUUGUUAGAGAAAAGAUUCAAAAGUUCAAUAUAGAUAUGGAUGUUUCAUCAUCAGACGACGAUGAUGAAGAAGAGGCUAAACCAGUUAGUGGAUUUAUGAAAUAUUUCAAUGUACUCACUGGUAAUCGUGUUAUUGACAAACAAGAUUUGGAGCCAAUUUUAGCAGACUUUAAAUUACAUUUAACAAAAAAGAACGUUGCACCAGACGUUGCCGAUAAGAUUGUUCAAUCGAUUGGCACAGGUUUAGAGGGCAAGAAAUUGGCUACAUUCCAAGGUGUAACAUCAGUGGUUAAACAACAAAUGGAAGAUACAAUCACAAGAAUCCUAACACCAAAGAGAAACAUCGAUAUCCUUAGAGAGGUACAAGCCGUUAAAGGUAAACGUCCAUAUAGCAUUGUUUUCAGUGGUGUAAAUGGUGUUGGUAAGAGUACAAAUUUGGCAAAGGUUUGCUAUUGGUUGACUGCAAAUGGUUACAAAUGUAUGUUGGCUGCAUGUGAUACUUUUAGAUCAGGUGCCAUUGAACAAUUGAAAACUCAUGCUGACCGUUUGAAUGUCCAUCUCUUUGAAAGAGGUUAUAGUAAAGAUGCCGCUUCAGUAGCCCAAGAUGCAAUUGCUUUCGCUAAAGAUACCGGCUAUGAUGUGGUUUUGAUCGAUACAACUGGUCGUAUGCAAAAUAAUGAACCAUUAAUGAAAGCACUCUCAAAAUUGGUCAAUCAAAACAAUGUCGAUUUGGUCUUAUUUGUAGGUGAAGCUUUAGUUGGUAAUGAUGGUGUUGAUCAAUUAACUAAAUUCGAUAAAUCCCUAUCCCUUUUAGCAAAUACAACUCAAACUCAUAUUCGUACAAUCGAUGGUAUCAUUCUCACUAAAUUUGAUACAAUUGACGAUAAAGUUGGUGCUGCCAUCUCAAUGGUUUAUUCAACUGGUCAUCCAAUCUUAUUUUUAGGUACUGGUCAAAAUUAUACAGAUUUAAAGAGAAUGAAUAUUAAAUCAGUUGUUAAAUCAUUAUUACAUUAA